AUGAAUCCUCCAAUUUCAAUGUCAUAGAAUAUCAAAAGUAAGUCACACCACUAAUUGAUUGAUGACGAGUCUGAACUCACAGCAAGAGGUAAAAUAUCAGAAAUAGAACUCGACAAUGAAUUAUGCAAAAAGCAAUAAACAUUGUCUCUCGCCUAUACUGAAAUAUACUUCCCACACAAACCCUAUGACGUCUAAUUAAAGUAUAUGGAGAGCGUUGUUCAAUCUUUGGAUAGGAAACAUAAUGCAUUAUUAGAAUCACCCACUGGAACAGGAAAGACGCUCUCCUUAUUAUGCGCCUCUCUAGGUUGGCUCUCGAAACACAGAAAGGAAUAAUAGAAAGCCAAUAACCCAACAAAAUUGAGAAUCAUUUACGCUUCAAGAACUCAUGCACAAUUAAAGUAGGUGGCCCAAGAAUUAAAGAAGACAGUUUACAAACCCAACGUAUCAGUUUUGGGUUCAAGGGAUCAAUAUUGUUUAAGAGGGGAUUUCUAUAAUAUCAAAGGGAAUCUUUUGAAUUAGAAUUGUCGAAAAGUAGUAAAGGCCAAUCAAUGCUAAUACUUUAAAAAGGAUGUCGUAAUGUUCAUGGCAUUACAAUACAAGACCUUGAUAAAUAAUUUAGAAGAGGCAAAAUAAUUUGGAUAUAAAAAUAAAAUCUGUCCCUAUUACUUUGAGAGAUAGAGAAUGGAUGAGGCUGACAUUAUACUCCUCCCUUACAAUUACCUAUUAGAAAAAGAUUUUUAAGAUUACGUAAACAUUGAUAAUUCAAUUCUGAUAUUUGAUGAAGCCCAUAAUGUAUAAUCAACAGCUGAAGAGGGAUCAUCCUUUUUUAUCACACAAAACAUUAUUAUUGAGGCUGAGAAGGAUCUGGAAAAAUGGAUUGAUGAAUUGGAGACUGUCCCCAUAUUCUAUGAACAAUUAAAAGUGAAACUCAAUCAAGCAAAACUUGUUUAUGAAUUGAAAGAAUAUCGAUCUAUUGUGGUCACAAUCAGAACCUUUUCAUAAUAUUUAGAAUAACUAAAAUAACAGCCAAUCUUCACAUUAUAGGAUACAAAUGAAAAAUAUCAAAUCCUAGAUGCUCGCUAAAUUCAAAGUUUAAUCUUCCAAUACACCUCAGAUCAGGAUAAUACCUUCAGAUUAUGGAAUGACUCAAUGUUGACCAAUUACGCAAAAGGAAUCACAAGAAAUAAUAUUGCCAGAUACUUAUCACAUUGUAUGAUCUUAAUAGAUGUCAUGAGUGAGUUAUCCCAAUUUCCAGCUCAUCACUUUGAAUCAUGGACCAAAUUCAUCAUGAAUGUCUAUGAUCUAAUUAGAGUAGAAGAUGAAAGAGAAAAAUAGAAGCAAUCUCUAUCCUCUUUGCAAAAUUAAUUCAAUCAAUAUAAAUUAUCCUUCAUGAUCGAUGUAGCUAAUUAAAUAACCAUUUACAUGUGGUGUUUAGAACCAUCCCUAGCAUUUCAAAGAAUACUGUCAAAGAACAUUCAUUCUGUGCUUUUGACUUCAGGCACACUCUCCCCUUUGUAAUCAUGGACAUGCGAAUUAAGAAUGAACUUCUAAACUUAAUUUUCAAGUCCACACAUUAUCAACAUUUAAUAAAAUCUUAUCGUGUUUUAACAUAAAUAGUUUGAUUUCUCCUAUUAGCAAAGGAACAAUGACGAGUAAUUUAAUAGGCUUGGGUAAAAUCUAUUAAAUUACUCAUAUGUUAUUCCAAAUGGAAUUUUAGUUAUCUUUUCAUCAUACAGUCUUAUGUUUAAAUUCAGGAGCAAAUUGACAACCAGUAAAUUAUUGUUUAGAUUAAAUGAAAUCAAACAUUGUUUAUGGGAACCGUAAUAGACAGUUGAAAUGCAAAAUGUGUUUGAGUUGUAUAAACAACAUUCCAAGAAGGGAGCCAUCAUGUUUGCUGUUCAAAGAGGAAAGGUAGCUGAAGGAAUUGAUUUCUCUGAUGAAUUAUGCAGAGCUGUGUUUCUAGUUGGAGUUCCUUAUCCUCCAAAACAGGAUCAUAAAGUAUCAUAGAAGAUGGAAUAUUUAGAAAAAAUAUACAACGAUCCUGAAUUUAAUGAUUAAGAUAGACUAAAGAGUUAGGAAUGGUAUUGCCAAUAAGCAAUCAGAGCUACUAAUUAAGCCUUGGGCAGAGUCAUUAGGCAUGUAAAUGAUUAUGGAAUCGUAUUUUUGUGUGACAAGAGAUUUGAGUAUACAGAUAUUAGGAAAGGAUUUUCUGAAUGGGUGAAAACAGCACUCAAACCUUGGGCGAAUGAUGAUGAAGUCCUUAAAUAGACCAAAGCAUUUUACAAUAGAACUGAUAAUAAUUUUCAAACUCCAAGCUAAAAGAUUAUGACUGAAGAGAAGAGUAGUCAAUAGUCAGAGGUUAAGAAGAGGAAUCUUAAACUAUUCGGUCUGAAAUGCUAAAAGUAAUUAGAAAAACUUAAGUCUGAUUCCUAUAAUGAUAUUGAAGGAUAAGAGAAACCUGAAUAUUAAUAGAUAGAAUCUAAAUAGGUAUGUGAGACUGAGGAAAAAUAGCAAUUCGAAUAAUCAGAAAUCAAUUUUACUCCAUCUUAAGCAAAAAACAAAAUCAAAAUUUAAAUUCAAAGUAAUAAAGCAUAAGUUGAUGAUCAAAUUGUAAAUUCUGCAUUAAAUCAACAAAAAUUAAAUUAAAUUUAAAAUAAUGACAAUAAUACUGAUUAAUUUAAUUAUUUUACUUCUUAAAAAGACUUUUUUUCAUCGAUUAAGCAACCUUAGUAGCAAUCAGAAUCACAACGAAAAGGAAUUAUUAAAAUAAAAUAAAAAAAGUGA
Molecule: messenger RNA, 2784 nt
Organism: Paramecium tetraurelia
Lineage: Eukaryota; Ciliophora; Oligohymenophorea; Peniculida; Parameciidae
Exons: 3
Biological process (GO): negative regulation of t-circle formation; telomeric loop disassembly; regulation of double-strand break repair via homologous recombination
Cellular component (GO): nucleus
Molecular function (GO): hydrolase activity, acting on acid anhydrides, in phosphorus-containing anhydrides; DNA helicase activity; DNA polymerase binding
Source: RefSeq, a predicted model, not a curated record